Molecule: messenger RNA, 1740 nt
Organism: Musca domestica (house fly)
Lineage: Eukaryota; Metazoa; Arthropoda; Insecta; Diptera; Muscidae
Gene: GNBP1
Product: gram-negative bacteria-binding protein 1
Exons: 5
Coding region: 80-1573 (497 amino acids)
Biological process (GO): carbohydrate metabolic process
Molecular function (GO): carbohydrate binding; hydrolase activity, hydrolyzing O-glycosyl compounds
Source: RefSeq, a predicted model, not a curated record
GCACAUUUAUGCCAUUUUUUUGCUCUAUAGAAAACAGUCUCUUCUCAAGCAACAACCAAUUAAGAUCACGGUUAUAUUGAUGUACGCUUCUUGCAAAAUGAGAAGCUUGCAAUUAUUUAUUGGCGUUGUAUUGCUUUUAAAUCGAGUACGAUUCAAUUAUGGCUACACUGUGGAGACUGUGAAAUUAGAAGUGUUCAAUGAUAAGUUCCGUGCCUCGAUACCAAAUGAUCCUGACAUCAAAUGGGUAGCAUUUAAUGUUAAUAUUAACAAAGCCUUUAGCUCAUUCGAAGCUGGUCAAUUAUCAGGUUUAGUGGGAAUGCCCAAAAAUGGCAAAUGGACUCAUGAAUUCAGACGUUCACUAUCAGAUUCCGAUGUUAUCUACAUCUGGCUGGCGAUGCAAUAUGAUGGGGUUAUAUUUCGUGAUAGGCAAGGGCCAUUUUCGGUUGCUGCAAUACGAAAUGGAGAUCCCAAUAUAAUGGCAAUAACAACGUCUUCAACCACAACAACACCAACGACGACCACCACAACACCGGUACCAUCGCCCAGCUCGGGUGAUGAAAAUCGUGUGAAUAAUACCCAAAAUUGUUUCGAUUCACAAACAGAACUACCGCAUGGAGAUAAUAAACAUAAACAUUGCAAAGGCGAUCUAUUGUUUGAAGAAAAUUUUGAUAAUCUGGACGAUUCUCGUUGGAUCAAUGAAGUACGAAUACCCAUAAGAACAACGGAUGAUGAAUUUGUUUUUUACAAUGGAACAGCGUAUGUAGAUAAUGGUAUCUUGAAAAUAACACCAACGUUGUAUAAUGGAGCGGUUAAUAGAGAUUAUGUGAAUUUGGGAAAUAGAUGCACCGCCCGGUAUGAUAAAUGCAGUCUACAAGGUAGACCCAAUUAUUAUAUACCCCCUAUUGUAUCAGGUCGCAUAAACUCCAGAAAUUCAUUCAAUUUUAAAUACGGACGCAUAGAAGUUAAGGCGAAAAUGCCCAAAGGCGAUUGGUUAGUACCACUACUUCUGCUGGAACCAAAUGCAAUGAAAUACGGAAAUGCUGCGUAUAAGAGUGGGGAGAUGCGCAUAGCAUUUGUUCGUGGAAACAAAGAGUUAAAAUGGCGUGAUCUAGAGAUUGAUGGUUCGCAUUUAUAUGGUGGUGUCAUAGUUAAAAGAGAAGCCGAACGAAGACAUGACUUUAUGGCCAAUGUCACAUUGGAUGAUGUGAACGGUUCAAAAGAACAUUUCGGCAAUACAUUUCAUGUAUAUUCGUUGAUUUGGAAGCCUACCGAGUUACUGUUAUUCGUAGACGGUUAUCAAUAUGGUAGAAUAGCAACAGAUUUUAAAAAAUCCAUACGUGAACAAGUUUGGGAUUUAGGUGGAGAUAAUGCUCCAUUAGACGAUAUGUUUUACAUAACUUUGGGACUAUCAGCUGGUGGACAUGGUGACUUUCCACAUGGAAUUCCAAAUAAGCCCUGGGUUAAUACUAACCCUAAAGCGCCGCUGCAUUUCAGUGAACAACGUAACGCAUGGCAUUCUUCAUGGGAACAGCCGUCCUUGGAAGUUGAUUAUGUAAGAGUGUAUGCUAUAUAAGUAAAUAUUUAAUAAAAAUAUUUUAAGCACAUAAAAAUAUUGUUAACUAUUCUUAACUUUCCAAAUAGGCCACAUAUAUAUCUAUGGAAUACCUAUCCACAGAUUUUUAUCUAUCUAUAAAAAAAAAACAGUUCUGGAACAGAGCAGAAGUUGGUUUUUAUAAACUA